Messenger RNA from Orbicella faveolata, 879 nucleotides. RefSeq names its product metallo-beta-lactamase domain-containing protein 1-like. The record is from RefSeq and is a predicted model, not a curated record. NCBI's taxonomy places the organism in Eukaryota, Metazoa, Cnidaria, Anthozoa, Scleractinia, Merulinidae.
CGCCUGUAAAACUCUGCCCAGCGGCUUUCAUAGCAUUAGUAACCAGUCUUCCGCCAUUCAUCCUCUUCAGUUCUUCAAACAUGGCGGAAGAAAAGGAACCUUACAAGGUUUCAGUUUUACUCGAAGGUUACGGCUACACGGAUGCCGAAAAAAGGUAUAGAGCGAAUGGAACGUGCACUUUAGUUACUGGAAAGGAUAAAAAAAUUAUCAUUGACACUGGAAGCCCACGAGAUAAGCAGCGUCUGCUCGAAAAGUUGAAGCAACACGAUGUUGCACCAGAAGAGGUGAACUACGUUCUAUGCACCCACGGGCAUGUUGAUCAUGUGGGAAAUUUGAACCUAUUUUCCAACGCUGUGCAUAUGGUGUCUCAUGAUAUUCUACAAGAACAGGACAUUUACAUCGAUCCACCAGAAAACUUUAACAAAGGAGCACCGUUUUGCAUUGAUUACGAGAAUGUUCAAGUUAUUAGUACGCCAGGGCAUACCCACUCGGAUGUUAGCGUUGUAGUAAGAGGCACGGAGUUUGGAACUGUUGUCAUCUGUGGGGAUGUGUUUGAACAUGAAGGGGACGACAAUCUGUGGGAGGAAUACAGCGAAUUCCCUGAGAAACAAAGGGAAAGCAGAAAAAGAGUGCUGGAGAUUGCGGACUGGAUCGUACCGGGUCAUGGUGAAAUGUUUAAGGUGGACAAACCGAGAGCUUGAUAAAGAAAGCAAAUCCAGACGUAAUAAACGUAUUAAUCAAGUAGCCAAGAUAGUAUAUAUAUAUAUUAUUUUAUUUUUAACUCGUCAGUGGCUUAAUAUUUUCUCAGCUCAUCAGAAAUGUAUUUUAAAAUUAAACUUUCAAACUGCAGACAAUCAAUGAAAGUGAAAGAAACUGUAA